This is a messenger RNA of Stylophora pistillata, 3959 nucleotides long. RefSeq lists its product as uncharacterized. Gene Ontology annotation, biological process: intracellular protein transport; vesicle-mediated transport. Gene Ontology annotation, cellular component: AP-4 adaptor complex; membrane coat. The record is from RefSeq and is a predicted model, not a curated record. NCBI's taxonomy places the organism in Eukaryota, Metazoa, Cnidaria, Anthozoa, Scleractinia, Pocilloporidae.
CUUCGUUUUCGUAACACCCUGCCUCACGCCUUGGUCAGCGGCAACGUUAUGGUACAAAAUGGUGGCUGGUUAGGGAAUGAGCAGAUCAGGCAAUAGCCUGUAGCCAGAGGGUGAGGAAUGGCCUCUAAAGGCUCAGGGAGUCUUCCAAGUUUUAUCUCAGGGUACUAUGGACCAAGCUCUAGUAGUUCAAGAGCCUUUGAAAGCUUAGUGAGGGCCAUCGGAGAAGCGAAGUCGAAACAGGAUGAGGACAGAAUCGCCAAGAAAGAACUUGGAGUUUUAAAAGACAAAUUAAUGCAACCAGACACGUCAGCGAAGCAAAUGCGAGAGUAUCUUGUGCGUCUUAUCUACUGUGAAAUGCUGGGUCAUCAUGCAUCCUUUGGUUAUGUUGAAGCCAUCAAGUUUGCACAGCAGUCAAACCUUUUGUACAAGAGGGUUGGUUACCUGGCUGUAUCUCUGUUUCUCCAUGAAAACCAUGAACUUAUUGUCUUGCUGAUCAACACAAUUCAAAAGGAUCUGCACAGCACAAAUGUUGCAGAAGUGUGCUAUGCACUGACAGUUCUAUGUAAGUUGAUUAACAAAGACAUGAUGCCUGCUUUGCUUCCCCAAGUUCUUGAGCUGGUUCAGAAUAAAAGAGACAUUAUAAGGAAGAAAGCCAUAAUGGCAUUACAGAGUCUGUACAGGAAAAAUCCCUCAGCAAUUCCCAAUGUGAAAGAGCUUGCCAUGAAAGCUACUUGCGAUAAGGAUCCUGGUGUGGUGUCAUCUUCACUGCAUGUCUUCUAUGAACUGGUCAAGGCUGAACCCUCUGAAUACAAGGACCUUGUGUCAGGCUUUAUCAGCCUACAGAAGGCUAUACUAGAAGGCAAAAUUGCAAAAGAGUAUGAUUAUCAUGGAGUAGCAGCACCUUGGAUUCAGAUGAAGAAUUUGCGACUGAUGGCAUUACUUGGAGCAGAUGAUCAAAAGACCAGCAAGAAAUUGUACCCAAUAUUGGGUUCCACUUUGUCAAAGCUACAUACCAACUCUCUUAUAAGUUAUGCUGUGGCAUAUGAGUGUACAAGAACAAUAACAAGUAUUUAUCCAGACAAGAGUUUGAUUGAUAAAGCUGCUAGAUGUGUUGGCUUGUUUCUUGUAGCAAAAACCAAUGACAUCAAGUACCUCGGCAUAAAUAUUCUAACUUCUCUAAUCCAAAUGGGAAGUGGUUUUGUCAUGGAGCCGUCUUACCAGCGCAUCGUUAUUGACUGCCUCGAUGACCCUGAUGAGACGCUGAAAAGAAAGACGUUGGAUCUUUUAUGCCAUAUCACAAAUGCGUCAAACGUUGAAACAGUAUGCGAGAAACUGUUGUCUUAUUUGAAGUCAACAACAGAUUCAUAUUUCAGAACAGAACUUGUAGACAGGACAACAGAGCUUGCCGAAAGAUAUGCGCCGGACAACACGUGGUUUAUCCUAACCAUCAAUGAAGUGUUUGAACUUGGUGGAUCUCUGGUCAGAGAGGGUGUGGCACACAACUUGAUGCGUCUUUUAGCGGAAGGGAAUGAAGACGAAGAAGCAGACAAUGAAAUCCGUCGAUUUGCAGUGCUAAGCUACAUUAACCUACUUGAAAAGCCUGUUUUACCAGAUAUUCUAGUUUGGAUUAUUUGCUGGGUGCUGGGUGAAUAUUCUUACACGGCCCCGGAAUAUGAACCGGCAUUUAUACUUGAGCAGCUGUUCUCUUUGAUGGAUAGGACGUUUCAAGAUCCCAGCACUAAAGCUUGGAUUGUGACCGCAGUUGGAAAACUGACGUCGCAGGUUGGACAGAUGUGUGCUACUACAAGAGAUUGGUUGGAAAAACACGUGAGUGGUGUGGAUGUUGAACUCAGACAGCGUUGUUCAGAGAUUCAAAAGCUCUCUGAAAACACAUUCCUUAUGCAAAGCGUUCUUCCCAUUGAUGGCUGCUGUGAGGAUCUGGAGGUAGACGAGUCACUGUCUUUCUUGGAUGAUGUAGUAUCAGAAGCUCUUUCCAAAGGAGCUUCUCCAUACAAAGCCCUAAGCGAACGAAGGACAGCCGCAAGAAUAAAAGAUGUUCCUGAGUCAGAGCCAACUCUUAAAUUCACUCCUUACGAGAAUCCCAUGGAUCAGCCAAGGAAACCGCCUGCAGAGUCUCUUUCGAACUCCGCAACACAGAAGAAACCCAAGCCAAGAAACAAGGAAACUAAAAUGUCAGAUACAGCUCACUCGCAGGUCAAGGAAGCGCCUUCUACGAGUACCAAACUCUUUGCCGGAAAGGCUGUUUGGGGGCCUGGGGGCUACGCAAAAGAUCGUGCGCAGUCUGGUUCCUUGGAGUCCGGUAGUAAAUCUGACUCUUCGUCGCGGAGCUCUGGGUCUGAGAGACAAAUAGCCUUGAAGAGUCAUGCUGAGGUUAGCUCUGCUUCUCCCGUGACUAGUCACCAAGACGUUCGUAAACAGCAGCUGGCCGCGCAGCUCUUCAGCGGUGUCAAAGAGAAACCACGCUUAUCUUCCGGAAGGGGUCAUGUCAAUAAAAUCACUAAAAAUCCAGGCAAACCAAGGACAUCAGCCACUCAUCCUGGAUUGUCUUCAGCAAACAAUAGAGCGAUUUCCUCAACUGAAACGGGUUUAAAAGCUUCGGACAAAUCGAACAUGGACCUACUCUUAGAUAUUGAAAACAGCGAUAUUUGUGAUGUUGCGAAAGAAGACGCUUCUUCCCUAGAGAAUGAUCUUAUUUCGUCUUUUCACGAUGCAGAAGACGAGUUAUCUUCACGUGACGAAGCUGUGUCAGGUUUUUCUCAAGAGUCAAUCGAUUCCGACUCUUGCAUGGCUAUGACCCGAAGAGAGCAGGAGGAUGGUUACCAAGCUAUCCAAAAGAAUACACCGUUACUUGAUGUUGAGAUCACGGAACACCUCCCUCGACUGGAGCUUAAAGGAACGCCGUCUGCAUCGUUGCCGGAAGAUUUGAUCAACUUCCCACAUUCUGCGGAAGUUGUUGAACUGUGUUUCGAUAGUAAUGUGCGCGUUACUCUUCAAAAAGUUUGGAAACCCUUAGAACUUGUACUGGUUCUUUACAUUACCAAUCAGAAUCAAGCAAACGCCCCGAUCCAUGACGUCAGCAGUGUGUUACAACCGCCCUCCAAUUUAAUUGGAUCGUUUGAUUCUUCGUCAAGUAGCAAUCUUCAUGAUGAAAGCAUCGGACCCCUAGAAUGGGUAAGGCACCAAGUUGUUUUGAAAUACCAGUCUCCAGCGCUGCACAUGAACUUUGGUGGUAAGAUUUCUUACAAAGAUCCUAACAGAACAGUGAAACAUUUAUUCUUCAAUCACACCUUGAGCAUAGGUGAUAUUCUGCGGCCGCUUGUGAUCACCACAGAGGAGUACGGACAAAAAUGGGCUGAAGCUUCGUUUGAAAAGAAGCAAAAAAUGCCGAGUUCUUUGAAAACUUACCAAGAAUUAGCUGAACGAGUGAAAGAUGUGCUGAGAUUUCACCAGGUGGACGCAGUAGGCACGAAAGCGAUAUUUGCCGGUACCGUGAUGGAGUGUGGGAUAUGCCUGAUGCACGUCAGCUUUAGUGGUACCGAGUUUGAUCUGUCAAUCAAGUCUAAUAACAGACUGUUAAACGACGCGCUGAUGAAACAAUGUGUGCCUCUCUCAAGAUGACAUGAGGAUGAAAGCUAUAGCUAAUGUAGCUUUUGAUUUUUGCGCCGUGUCGUUUUUAGGCAAAGGAGCUUUACAUCUAGUAAAAGCCUACGGAAGUGAAGCACUGUGUCGUCUUGAAGCUGACUCCUUUGACUCCUCUGCUCCAUGUGCUUUUUAAUGACAUUGUAGCCGGAGAUGGCUUCGAUAAACUGGAAGCAUCGAGUGGAUUAUCGCUACGUGACAAUGCGCGUUAGCGAUGUCAUAACUAAUGUAUAAAGACUGAUAGUUUCUAAAGAAACUGUUCGGCGCUGCGUCGGUGGGGGUAACGAAAUAAUUUGAAU